Molecule: messenger RNA, 1334 nt
Organism: Balaenoptera acutorostrata (minke whale)
Lineage: Eukaryota; Metazoa; Chordata; Mammalia; Artiodactyla; Balaenopteridae
Gene: SEBOX
Product: SEBOX homeobox
Exons: 3
Coding region: 33-605 (190 amino acids)
Molecular function (GO): DNA binding
Source: RefSeq, a predicted model, not a curated record
AUGGCCAUCUGGCUCCUCACUGUGCCGGCUCCAUGGCCAGCCCAGUGGACGCGUCCCCUGCAGGCCAUGCCAGUGGGUUGGGUCCCCACCGGAGGAAGAGGACCACCUUCAGCAGAGGGCAGCUGCUGGAGUUGGAGCGGGUGUUUGCAGCACGGCCUUACCCCGAUAUCGGCACCCGUGAGCACCUGGCCCGGGUCACCUGCCUCCCUGAGGCCAAGAUACAGGUGUGGUUCCAGAACCGCAGAGCCAAGAGAAUCAAGAAUAGGAAGCCAGGAGGCCUAAGUCCCAGGCCCGAGCCUCCCCAGAGAUCCCGUUCUCUUCCGGACACCAUCCAGCAGUCCUGGGAGCCCCGCACCCUUGGCCAGCCUCCACCCUCCAACAGCACAGCUCAGUGUGCCUCUGUGUGUCGACAUGCCUCCUGUCCAGCUCCUGGCUUGGGUCCAGGGCAGGGCUGGGUAGGGGCUAAAGCUACGGCCCCAUGGGGACCAGCUGGGGCUUCAGGGGUCCACGUCUCUUCAGAACGAGCUACUCCCCAGACCUCACUGGGCAGCCUGUCUGACCUCAUCUAUGCCUCGGCCAUUGUCACCAACCUGGACCACUCCUAAUCUAGGUCUAGAACUUGCAAGUCCCUUCCUCUGGCUCCUGUAGCCCAUCCUGCCCCUUAAGACUGAACACACCAGAACUGGAUCCCCUGCCCUCUCCUUUUACACAAGGGAGUUCUCUUAUGGGAAGAAAGUUUAGCUCAGGGAUCCCUCUCUUCCACUGUCCUCCAGGCCAGCCUAGAUGCGGGUGCUAUGGAGUGACAAGGGCCUGGCUUCUGCUACCCAGCACCCCGCCCCUCCAGGGACACCUGCCCAUCAUCUCGGCAGGAGGUACCUACAGAGGGAUGAGGUAGGAGCCCAUGUUUCCCACUUCUCCUGCCAGGCCUGGUCCCCAGUUCUUCUCAUCACAGCUGACAACACGUCCUCCCUCUAAAGGAGAAUGGGCAGCUGCCCCUCACCCAAGGGCCCUUCAGGCCAUUACCUAACUGACUGUUAAGUGAGCUAGGAGAGUGCUGAUACUAAUUUUAGACUGCAGGGAUCAAUCCUUUUACAGUUCAGGGCCCCCCUCUCCUGUCCUCCUGCCACCUGGACGAAUUAAUCAGAACCAUGGAUCUGAAGAGGGAGUGAUAUUAAAGUAAUAAAGUAGAAAUAGGAAUGCAGGGCUUAUGUUGAUUUAAUUUUCACAAAUAUCAGAUUGGCUGCCCUCUGACCUGGGGCUGCAGAGACAACCUGACAGAUUCAGGAUGGGGUGGGUGUGGUGCAUGUGGCAGCAUUGGGUUUUGGUAUCACUAU